Molecule: messenger RNA, 3691 nt
Organism: Hippopotamus amphibius kiboko
Lineage: Eukaryota; Metazoa; Chordata; Mammalia; Artiodactyla; Hippopotamidae
Gene: TTK
Product: TTK protein kinase
Exons: 23
Coding region: 55-2748 (897 amino acids)
Biological process (GO): protein localization to kinetochore; chromosome segregation; mitotic spindle assembly checkpoint signaling
Cellular component (GO): nucleus; spindle; kinetochore
Molecular function (GO): protein serine/threonine kinase activity; ATP binding; protein serine/threonine/tyrosine kinase activity
Source: RefSeq, a predicted model, not a curated record
GUGGAGGUGGCGCUGGCGAGGAAAGGCCGACUUACACGGCCCUUUUAGGUCCUGAUGCUGGGAGCGGGGUCUACGCUCCUAUUUCCUCUCACCGGGUGGAGAGUCCUACCUGGGCGGCGCAGGGAGGGACGGCGGCGGCCGGUGUGUGGGCUCUUUAGCUGCGCCGCGUGGGCCGAAAUGGAGGCUGAGGAUUUAAGUGGCAGAGAAUUGACAAUUGAUUCCAUAAUGAACAAAAUGAGAGACAUUAAAAAUAAAUUUAAAAAUGAAGACCUUACUGACGAGCUAAGCUUGAAUAAAGUGCCUGCUGAUACUACAGAUAACUCGGGAACUGUUAACCAAAUUAUGAUGGCAAACAGCCCAGAGGACUGGUGGAAUUUGUUGCUCAAACUAGAGAAAAACAGUGUCCCUUUAAGUGAUGCCCUUUUAAAUAAAUUGAUUGGUCGUUACAAUCAAGCAAUUGAAGCACUUCCUCCAGAUAAAUAUGGCCAAAAUGAGAGUUUUGCUAGAAUUCAAGUGAGAUUUGCUGAACUAAAAGCUAUUCAGGAGCCCGAUGAUGCGCGUGACUACUUUCAGAUGGCCAGGGCAAACUGCAAGAAAUUUGCUUUUGUGCAUAUAUCUUUUGCACAAUUUGAACUAUCACAAGGUAAUUUCAAAAAAAGUAACCAACUUCUUCAUAAAGCUGUGGAAUGUGGAGCAGUACCACUAGAAAUGCUGGAAAUUGCCAUUCGGAAUUUAAACCUUCAAAAAAAGCAGCUGCUUUCAGAGGAAGAAAAGAAGAGUUUAUCAGCACCUACAGUAUCAAAUGUGCAAGAACCAUUCCCCAAUACAGUUGGACAUUUACAGAAUAGGAACAUCAGUUGUGAUUCCAGAGGACAGACUACUAAAGCCAGGUUUUUGUAUGGAGAAAACAUACCCCCUCAAGAUGCAGAGGUAGGCCAUCGAAAUCCCUUGAAACAAACAAACAAGGCUAAACGGUCAUGCCCAUUUGGAAGAGUCCCAGUGAACCUUCUUAGUAGCCCAGAUUACCAUGAGAGAACAGAUACUUUGGUUGCACCACCUUUUACUAAAAGACAGAUCUCCGGAUCAGAAUGCCGAGAUGCAAUCAUUUCUGGAUCUAAAUCAAGUGGAAAUGAUUCCAGUGAGUUGAGACAUUUAAAGUCUGCUCAAAAUAUUCGUUCCAAGGAACCUUUGAUGUCAGAUGAGAAGAGUUCUGAACUUAUUACUGAUUCAGUAACCCUGAAGAGUAAAAGUGAAUCAAGUCUCCUAAAAAAAUUAGAAGAAACUAAAGAACAUCAAGAACCAAAGGUUCCAGAAAGUAACCAGAAACAAUGGCAAUCAAAGAGAAAGUCAGAAUGUGUAAACAAGAAUCCUGCUGCAUCUUCAAAUCAGUGGCAGAUUCCAGAGAUGAUCCAAAAAGUUAAUACAGAGCAGAAACAAACCACUUUUGAGCAACCUGCCCUUUUGAUUUCAAAGCAGUCGCCACCGAUAUCAGCACCUAAAUGGAUUGACCCAAAAUCUAUUUGUAAGACACCCAGCAACAGUGCCUUGGAUGAUUACAUGAGCUGCUUUAGAACUCCAGUUGUAAAGAACGAUUUUCCACCUGCUUGUCAGUUGUCAACACCAUAUAACCAACCUGCCUAUUUCCAGCAGCAACAGCAGCAAAUACCCAUUACUCCACUUCAGAAUUUACAGAUUUCAGCAUCCUCUUCAACAAAUGAAUGCAUUUCAGUUAAAGGAAAAAUGUAUUCCAUAUUGAAGCAGAUAGGAAGUGGAGGUUCAAGUAAGGUAUUUCAGGUGUUGAAUGAAAAGAAACAGAUACAUGCUAUCAAGUAUGUGAACUUAGAAGAAGCAGAUAGCCAAACAGUCGAUAGUUACCGCAAUGAAAUUGCUUAUCUGAAUAAACUACAACAACACAGUGAUAAAAUCAUCCGGCUUUAUGAUUAUGAAAUCACGGAUCAGUACAUCUACAUGGUAAUGGAGUGUGGAAAUAUUGAUCUUAAUACUUGGCUUAAAAAGAAAAAAUCCAUCAAUCCAUGGGAACGCAAGAGCUACUGGAAAAAUAUGUUGGAGGCAGUUUACACAAUUCAUCAACAUGGUAUUGUUCACAGUGAUCUGAAACCUGCUAACUUUCUGAUAGUUGAUGGAAUGCUAAAGCUAAUUGAUUUUGGAAUUGCAAACCAAAUGCAACCAGAUACAACAAGUAUUGUUAAAGACUCUCAGGUUGGUACAGUUAAUUAUAUGCCACCAGAAGCAAUCAAAGAUAUGUCUUCCUCAAGAGAAAAUGGGAAAUCCAAAUCGAAGAUAAGCCCCAAAAGUGACGUCUGGUCCUUAGGCUGCAUUUUGUACUAUAUGACCUAUGGGAAAACACCGUUUCAGCAUAUAAUUAAUCAGAUUUCUAAAUUACAUGCCAUAAUUGACCCUAAUCAUGAAAUUGAAUUUCCUGAUAUUCCAGAGAAAGAUCUUCAAGAUGUGUUAAAGUGUUGUUUAAUAAGGGACCCUAAACAGAGGAUAUCCAUUCCUGAGCUUCUGGCACAUCCAUAUGUUCAGAUUCAAACUCAUCCAGGUAACCAGAUGGCUAAGGGAACCAGUGAAGAAAUGAAACAUGUUCUGGGCCAACUCGUUGGCCUGAAUUCUCCUAACUCCAUUUUGAAAGCUGCUAAAACUUUAUAUGAGCACUAUAGUGGUGGUGAAAGUCAUGAUUCCUCUUCAUCAUCUGAGACUUCGGGAAAAAAAUGGGGGAAAAAGUGAUUUGCAGCUACUCAUGAACUAUCAGGUGUCUCCUGUAAAAUAUAUUGGACUAUUGUACUCUUGAUUCUCUGUGGAAAUCUGCUCUUGAAGACAGCUUCACUCUGAAAUGUCACUGGCAGAAAAAUUCAGUGGAUUAUCCUCAAAAGAAAACUGUAAAAAGCCACUAAUGACACUGUUUGUAUUAAAUUGUAGAAUUGUUUUCUCUUUUAUGCUUCCCUGUAAAUCUAAUCUAUUUGAUAUCAUUUUCACACUUGGAAUAGUGGGUAGAAAACGGAAAUUUUUCUGAGGAAUAAUGUAAAUAGGCUUUGUAUACUAUAAAAUGACACUAAAAUGUCAGAGUUGUAGAAUUGUGUUCUUCAAGCAAAUAUAUUGUUGGUGAGGCAACAGAAUUCUUAAUAAAAAUGGAUUAAGGGAAAACAUGAGAGUAGACCUUAGUAAAUUAAUUUUGGGGAAAAAAAAUUCCAAAGGAUUCAAAUUCUGAAAUAGAUUUCCAGUUGUUUAAUGCUACUGAUAAUACUCUUGCGUUUUAGGGCUACACUUGGCUCUUUUAAUUCUCCAUUUGAUUCUCAUAAUAUCUAUUGUUUUGAGUGUUCAGGGUAUCGUGCUGGAUUCUAAGAUGUAGGCUAUAUAGGGCAUGAUCUCAGUUGUAUGCCUUGCUUGGUAAUGAGUAAUCACGAAUGUGGUCACAGAAUUUCUGAGUCUGAAUCUAAGAGAUUACUUAAAGAUAUUAUCAUAUAGUAUUCUUUUCCCCAAAUUUUUCUUUAGAUUUCAGUAGACUUUUUUUUUUAAGACUUUAUUUUUAAAACACUUUUAAAUUCACAGCAAAAUGAGGGGAAGGUGCAGAGAUUUCCCAUUUAAUCCCUACCCCCACACAUGCAUAGCCUGCCUCCACCAUUAUCAACAUCCCCCACCAGAGCGACACUUUUGUUACAUUUAAUGAACC